ACAGAUCCUACCCGCCCUGAUUAAAAGAUACAGAGAAUCUGAGAUCCUCUCUGUAUAUAAUUUGUGACACAUUCUCCGGUUCGAUCGACGAUCGUGGUCACAUAUACAAACUCCGAUCAAAGUCAGGAGCUUUUGUAUCUUUUUCCAAUUCAAUUCACUUGGGAACCAUGAUACCACUCAGAAAACCACUUCCCCACCUCCUCUUCAAACCCAAUUUCAAAUCUUCAUCACUCCAAGCACUUGUUUCAUACUCAAAAAAAUCUGAAACAAGCAGUACCCAGAUAUCAAAUUCACCAAAACAAGCAAACCCCAUAUUCAAAAUCGCACCUUUUGAUCCUAUUUCACCAGCAUUCCUUCAAACCGGGUUAGUGUUGUCAUAUGCUGGUUCUAAAUCCUGUUUUAACAAUGAUGCUCAUGUUAUCGAUACCCACUCGCCUAAAUCUCCAAAGCAAGAAAAAUCAGUUUCUAGAGCCACCAAAUAUGGUCCAAUUUUAUACAGACUAAUACCAAACAGGCCAUUGUCAACUGCAAAUUCUGACCCGUCACGUUCCAAACCAUUGGAUUCUGCGUCAAUCCCAGCUGUUUCCGCCGUAACUUCACCAUAUGAUAGUUCACAGCCAAUUGAUGCAGGCUCUUCAAUCCGAAAACCGAUCAGUUUAUGGCCCGGAAUGUACCAUUCACCUGUAACAAAUGCUCUCUGGGAAGCAAGAUCAAAAAUGUAUGAGAAACUCGGGGACACGCCAAUUGACGCUCCUUCACAGAGUGAAUUGGUGGCGAGAACUCCGGCGCAGAGCCGGACUAGUAUUCUCUACAAGUUUUCAUCUGAUUAUAAACUCAGAGAGCAGUACAGGAACCCUUGGAAUGAGAUCAGGAUGGGGAAGUUGGUUGAGGAUCUCGAUGCUCUUGCCGGAACCAUUGCAUACAAGCACUGCUGCAAUGAAGAUGGCGCAACGAGGCCUCUACUAUUGGUGACUGCUUCUGUUGACAAGAUGGUUCUGAAAAAACCUAUCCGUGUUGACACUGAUUUGAAUCUAGGUGGUGCUGUUGCAUGGGUGGGGAAAUCAUCCAUGGAGAUUCAACUGGAAGUCACUCAAUCCAUGCAUGGAACCCCACACCCAUCAGAGUCCAUUGCUCUUAUAGCAAACUUCACAUUUGUGGCCCGUGAUUCUGAGACUGGAAAAUCUGCUCCGGUUAACCAAAUCUCACCUGAGACUGAAAAGGAAAAAUUGCUUUGGGAAGAGGCAGAUAAGAGGAACAAAAUGAGGAAAAAUAAGAGAGGAGCACAUAAAACAGAUAUUGAAAACCAAGACGCAAACAGAUUCAAUGCCUUGUUAGCCGAAGGUCGAGUUUUCUGCGACAUGCCAGCACUGGCAGACCGAGAUAGCAUUCUUAUUAGGGAUACGUGCCUGGAGAACUCCUUUAUUUGCCAGCCACAGCAAAGGAACAUCCAUGGUCGGAUCUUUGGAGGAUUUUUAAUGCGAAGAGCAUUUGAACUGGCCUUCUCAACAACGUAUGCAUUUGCUGGUGUAGCACCACACUUUCUAGAAGUUGAUCAUGUUGAUUUUGUUAGACCUGUGGAUGUAGGAAACUUCCUACGUUUGAAGUCGUGUGUUCUCUAUACAGAACUUGGGAACCCAGCUGAACCUCUGAUAAACGUGGAAGUCGUUGCUCAUGUGACACAGCCUGAGCUUAGGUCCAGUGAGGUAUCAAACAAAUUCUAUUUCACAUUCUCUGCCCCUCCUGAAGCCAUGAAAGAUGGGAUCCGGAUUCGGAAUGUUGUUCCUGCUACAGUAGAGGAAGCACGCCGGGUGAUUGAACGUAUGGAUGCUGAAGAGAAAUCCCAGUUUGUUGCAUCGUGAACGUGCAAGGAGGCAAGGCAAGCAUCAGUGAAAAUCAAACAGCUCUAGACUGUAAUCAAGUAAUGUCUUUUUUUCUUUUUGGGCGGGGUUCAAAAGCAAUGUCAUUCUUGUGUAUACUUGGGGAGGGCAACAAAUUGUUUGGCAAAUUUUGUAUAUUUUGAAAACCUUGUAGCUCCAUCCAGUUUUAUUUGUUUCUAUAAAUAGAGCCUUCCAAUAAAUAAAUAAAUGGGCUAUCACAUCAAGUGAUGUAAUAAUUAUGAGGAAUGCUACACUUACCAUAUUUU
This is a messenger RNA of Prunus mume (Japanese apricot), 2143 nucleotides long. NCBI's taxonomy places the organism in Eukaryota, Viridiplantae, Streptophyta, Magnoliopsida, Rosales, Rosaceae. The record is from RefSeq and is a predicted model, not a curated record.